Molecule: messenger RNA, 753 nt
Organism: Trichoplax adhaerens
Lineage: Eukaryota; Metazoa; Placozoa; Uniplacotomia; Trichoplacea; Trichoplacidae
Exons: 2
Coding region: 1-753 (250 amino acids)
Molecular function (GO): protein binding
Source: RefSeq, a predicted model, not a curated record
AUGAUGAGAGCUAUUACUUCUUCCAUAUUAGCUGCCUUAAUUAUCGCGCAGGUUGCAGUACUAUCGUCAGCUUCAGAGCUCGAUCGCUUAACGAGGGCUGUGAACAUGAUUAAAGCUUAUUCCGCUGGAUCAUUAACUACUUGUGCUGCAGUCGGUAAUAAUGCUCCUUUCUGUGAUGUUUCUUAUCCUGUACCUGAGUAUGCCCAGCGCGACGCUAAAGCUCUUGAUCGAGCCGCUCAAACAAUCGUAAAUGGGAUCAAAAAUAGCCCAUCUGUGUCUGCUUCUCAGGCCUGCCUUCGAGAUAUUAAAGGUCUAUAUUGCAACAUUAUGUUUCCAAGAUGUGAUCGAGUGCGUAACGAAAUUAGCUUUAACACUUCGAAUUGCAUCAAUGCUGAUGAAAAAUGUCCUCAAUCUAUCCGUGAUAAUAUUAAAAAAGGCCAUUUAUGUGACUAUAUACCCCGCGGGAAAUUUUACCUCAACGAUUGCAUUAAACCUCCAAGUUACAGCUAUAAAACAUGCCCAAAUGCACCUAAUGCUGUUCUUAUACCUAAAUUUCUGGUAGCCGAACCCGUACUUCAAGAUAAUGGUGCGACGGCACUUAAAAAAUACUUGAAAUCUAAAAAAGUAAGUGAUGCCUGCAUUAAUACAGCCAUGCAGUUGGAAUGUGGCGUAAUACCAUUUUGUUCACCUAAUAAGACUUUACUCCUAACCACAUUAACACAAAGCGUUUGUAAGAACUUCAUAAAUUGGUAA